AUGAGACUCUCUCUAGUUAGCACAGGUGUCCUUUACUUAUGGACCCUUCCUGCAGUUGUCCUUGGAGAUCUUCCUGGUAUUGACACAGAUGCAAGACUUACCAAUCAGAACCUCGUUACUUGUGGACGAGUUGUAGCUGAAGAAGAAGGGAAAUAUCAAGCUCAAAUCAAGGCUAUACUGUUGAAAUCAGCAGCAAACGAAAAUGAUCAUACCCCAAUUCUCAUUGUCCGGUAUUCAGACAUAGUUAAACUUGGGGUCCCACCUGCAACUUUGAUUGGUGAAGGUCGGAAAAAGAGAUACCGUAGCCUUAUUGUAGAUGGAAAGUUUUCUCUUGAAGAGAAGAAUGAGGUAGGUGAAGAUGGAGUUCCUGUAGGAGAAUUACCGCAGCGUGCAGAAUAUAUCACUGAUGUCUUUACUGAAGAGGGUCAAGAAUUGGUCCUUGAUGCAACUACCACAGGUACCUAUUGUGUGUAUAUCGCAUACCCACUGAUUUCUACAAAGAAAGAUUGGAAUCCAAAUAUUUAUGUCCAAUUCAGUAAUUCAUUCGGAAAGGUCACAUAUGGAGACUAUAUUCGUAAACAGGCGCUUCCUUCAUUUUUCACAUUGACCAUUAUCCUUCUUGUUAUCAUGUAUCAAAGAUCUUGGACUCAUUUGGCUGCAAAAUAUUUCUUUUAUCGCCUUUUAUUGUGCUUAAUCAACAACUUGGUUCAAUAUGUAAUCAUUGGGAAUUCUACAAAAGAUGGUUAUAGUAUGUUUUCUAAGGCUAUUACAACUCUUACUUCCAGAAUAGUGGGGCUAAUUCAUGAACAUUUAACAUUAUUAUUUGCUUUGGGAUAUUGCACCAUUUACGGAAACUUCAAAUCAUUUCCCAGAUCAUGGAGAAUCACCACCUUAUGCUCAUUUGUAUUAACCAUUGGUGGAUGUAUUUUCACAGCCCUUGUACCUCCACCUCUGAGAGUUGAGAAUUUGGAUACUACUAAGUUUCAAUUUGCAUUAAAACUUACCAAAUUGAUUACUCUUAUAAUAGCCACUCAACUUCAACAUGCUAUCCCAUUUAUUCUGAUCAUUCUUUGUAUUGUAUUUUAUUUUCAAACAAAGAAUAAAGUUUUGGAGAAAGGUUCAACUUCUUCCACAACCAACAAUUAUAAUAACUGGUUGAUUGUCAAUAUUAGAAAUACGCUUCUUAUCGAGAGAAUUCUCCCUUUGAUUUUGCUUUUAAUUCAAAGCACCACCAAGCCAGCGCAUCCAGGAUUUUCUCCAGGAACUGUAGCCAGGCAUGUCGAGAUAGCUGCAGAAAUGGACGAAUUUUACUUUGCUAGAUAUCUGCAAUUUUCUGAAACGGUUUGGUGUAUUCUUAUUGAACUCGCAGUACCAUUUGUUGGGCUUUUAAUCUGGAGAAGGAAGAAUAAAAAUUUUAAAGUGGUAGCCAAGAAGGCGAUCAAUAAUAUUAAAGUAAAGGUCGGGCCAACCAAGUGUGAGAAGAAGGAGAAUAAUGAUGACACCAAGAUCACAAAAGAGGAAGAGAAAAAAGUAGAGAAUAAGAGGUUGGCUAAAUCCGAGGGCGAGCAUGCCGAGAGAGAUACUACCAUUGAAGUUAAGACGACCACCUAA
Molecule: messenger RNA, 1611 nt
Organism: [Candida] anglica
Lineage: Eukaryota; Fungi; Ascomycota; Pichiomycetes; Serinales; Debaryomycetaceae
Source: the annotation of a GenBank genome assembly